This is a messenger RNA of Brassica rapa (field mustard), 1355 nucleotides long. Its product is annotated as monothiol glutaredoxin-S2. NCBI's taxonomy places the organism in Eukaryota, Viridiplantae, Streptophyta, Magnoliopsida, Brassicales, Brassicaceae. The record is from RefSeq and is a predicted model, not a curated record.
GAUGUUUCUGAAUUACAAAACUUUAUUUGAUUAUAAGUGGACGCUAUUUGGCGAUAAUCCGAGGCUGCAUGAAGUAGACUUAAUCAUGAACUGAUUAAUUAUGGUACUGUCACUAGGUCGUGAUUACAUUGCCGGAUUGGUAUGCAUGUUUUUGUUUAUCGUUUUUUAUUCAAAUGAUGAAAACAUUCUUUUAAUACCUUGUUGAGCCACAACAAGCUUAUAUUAGGCUAUAACAGAGAACAAUGUAAGCAGAUACUUUCUUUUUUUAAUCAAUGAUUUGUGAUUGUUUUAUCUUAAUUGAUAUUGACCUAUAGCUCGCCUUAUGGAACCGUACGAGCUAAUGACAUUCUCAUCUUUCGCCAUACGUAUGCAUAUAUGGACAACUAAAAGAAACGAUAAAACUUUUGGAAAUCAGUAGAUUCUCAACACUUACAUUCCGUGAUCCAAAAAUAAAAUUGAGCUGGUGUCGCUUUCGGACACGAUAUCGUUAGAAACAAAAUCCAAACAUCUUGUCCGAUCUGAUCCACUAAUCAUCGUAUUCGCUGCCUCUAUAUAAACAAAGACUUCUCACCAAUUUCAUAUCCACACACAACAUUCUCACAAAACCUUAUUCUCCGAGUCGAAUCAAGAGUUUCAUUAUUUAAACCUUUUCCAAAAACAUUGUUUGAUAUUUCUUUCACCCGUAAAACACAUAGAUAUUGAUUCAUAAUCAUAAACCUAUUCCAAUUGUAAAACAAAGAAACAAAAACUAAGCAGUUUGAUUUUAGCUGUGUGAUACCAUAUAAGACAAGCAAUGGAGAUGGUCACGAGGAUGGUUUUGGAGAGACCCGUGGUGAUAUACAGCAAAAGCUUAUGUUGUAUGUCCCACACAGUCAAGACAUUGCUCUGCGAUUUCGGAGCGAAUCCAGCCGUUUACGAGCUAGAUGAGGUAUCAAGAGGGAGAGAGAUUGAGCAGGCCUUGUUGCGGCUUGGUUGUAGCCCGGCGGUUCCAGCGGUUUUUAUCGGAGGAGAGUUAGUUGGUGGAGCCAACGAGGUCAUGAGUCUUCAUCUUAACGGCUCAUUGAUCCCUAUGCUUAAGCGGGCUGGUGCAUUGUGGGUUUGACUUAAUAUAUUUAUCUCUAAUUAGUUACUUAAUACUAAGUUAAGUACGCAGAAUAAUGUUUAAAUUUCAACACAUCUAUGAUUUUUGACAUGGUGAUAUAAGUCCACGUUAGAUCAGUAAUCAGGGCGUCGUCUUUUUAUUGUUUCUGAGCUUAUCUUGAUUUAAAAAUGUGCGAGCUUCUAUGCACUUUUUUAAGAAAAAAUAUAUCGACCUGGAGGAUCUAAUAUAAUAGUGAAAAAAGUUACAAUGUUUA